UAUGUUUUACAGAAGGCAAAUGCGUUUAUAUGUUCGGACAGCGGGACGUGUGCCAGCGGCACGCGGACUGCCCACCGGGCAGCGCCUGCAUGCUGGUCGCCCAGGAGGGCGUCUGGCGGUGCGAGUCUGAUCCGGAGUCGGGAGGUUCCACAUCGCUCCUGAGGGAUAUAUUCGGACUGAGGCAGAGGCAGCCACUGGGCAGCGAGUGCAGCAGCAGCAGCGACUGCCAGGUGAUCAAUGGCAUGUGCUGCCAGCACCAGCGGUUGCACCACCGUGCAGCCAUUAAGCUGAGCUGUGGCUACUUCCGUGAUGCCUUUGACUGCGUGGACAUGGUCGGAUCGGAAAACCACCGCAAUUGAAAAUCUAAGUUCUUGCUCAGCGAAACGGACGAGGGAAAAAAGUGAAGCCAAGCUGAAAUUGAUCCAACUAAAUGAAAUACCAAAAAAAAAACAUGAACCGAAUUUUUUCAAUAUUGCAACAUAUCAAAUUGUUAAACAAAUUCAUAUCAAAUUGAAAUUGCUGUAGCUUAGAGCAUUUAAAUUUAUAAUCUGCAUAUGAAUAUUUACUACAACUCAAACGAUCUUAGAUAUCUAAAUGUGUUUUUAGUAGAAACUUCAAAAAUACUGACUGAGGCAUUCAAUGUUUAUAACAGCAAGAGUAUUCCAAUGCAAUUAAAUCGUUUCACGUCUAAAUGUUAAUCGACAACAAUAAAUUAACUAGCAAAGAU
This is a messenger RNA of Drosophila gunungcola (fruit fly), 727 nucleotides long. Its product is annotated as ITG-like peptide. The coding region runs from base 30 to 359 and encodes 109 amino acids. NCBI's taxonomy places the organism in Eukaryota, Metazoa, Arthropoda, Insecta, Diptera, Drosophilidae. The record is from RefSeq and is a predicted model, not a curated record. The transcript is spliced from 3 exons.